Messenger RNA from Recurvomyces mirabilis, 753 nucleotides. It is a transcript of the gene BIM1, whose product is annotated as microtubule integrity protein mal3. The record is from RefSeq and is a predicted model, not a curated record. Gene Ontology annotation, cellular component: cytoplasmic microtubule; spindle midzone; microtubule plus-end. The transcript is spliced from 4 exons. Bases 1 to 753 code for a protein of 250 amino acids. Gene Ontology annotation, biological process: protein localization to microtubule; regulation of microtubule polymerization or depolymerization; spindle assembly. Lineage: Eukaryota; Fungi; Ascomycota; Dothideomycetes; Mycosphaerellales; Teratosphaeriaceae. Gene Ontology annotation, molecular function: microtubule plus-end binding.
AUGGGCGAGUCAAGGCAGGAGCUGCUCGCGUGGCUCAAUGGCCUGUUGCAGCUCAAUAUCACGAAAGUUGAGCAGUGCGGUACUGGUGCCGCGUUCUGCCAAAUAUACGACUCCGUCUUCCUCGACCUUCCUAUGUCACGAGUGCGGUUCAACGCGACCAGCGAAUAUCAGUACCUCGAAAACUUCAAGAUACUGUCGAAUACCUUCCGCAAGCACCACGUUGAUCGUACACCUCCCGUUGAGCAGCUGGUGAAAUGCAAGAUGCAAGACAACCUCGAAUUCCUGCAGUGGAGCAAGCGAUACUGGGACCAAUAUUAUCCUGGUGGCGAUUACGAUGCGGUAGCAAGACGGAAAGGUGCUGGACCAGGUGCUGCGCCCGCGAUGCCACCUCCCGCAAGAGCAGCUCCAACAAACACAGGUGCGAGGCGACCAGUGGGUGGCGCGGCGGCCGCACCGAGGACGACUAGUAGGCAGACGGGAAGUGGCGGCCCAGCAAGCGCAGCACUGCAGCAGAAGAACACGGAACUUGUGGAGACGGUGCAGGGUCUAGAACGGGAGCGGGACUUCUACUUUAGCAAGUUACGGGACAUUGAGCUGUUGAUACAGCAAGCGAUGGAGGCAGAUCCUGUGCUGGAGGAGGAUGAGGGCAGCCUGUUGAAGCAGAUACAGACGAUCCUCUAUUCGACAGAAGAGGGGUUUGAGAUACCAGCAGAGGCCGAAGGUGAGGUAGCGGGCGAAGAGGAGACGUUUUGA